UUUCCUUUCACUUUCUCCACCAAACCUGACACCGGGGGACAGAACUACAGUUCCCACCACACCUUGAGGCAGGAGGAAGAAGGGGCACAGAGAGCCAAAAGGAAAACCAGGAGAAAGAGCAAACAUUACCUGCUGGCAGAGGAGAGAGAGCCCGACAGGUGGCAAGAGCCAUGCAAUUCUCCAGCUCAGCCAGGGCAGCAGACGAGAACUUUGACUAUUUGUUCAAGAUUAUCCUCAUCGGGGAUUCCAAUGUGGGGAAGACGUGUGUGGUGCAGCAUUUCAAAUCCGGGGUCUACGCAGAGGGGCAGCAGAACACGAUUGGGGUGGACUUCACCGUGCGUGCCCUUGAUAUCGAUGGCAAGAAAGUGAAGAUGCAGGUGUGGGACACCGCUGGCCAGGAGCGCUUCCGGACCAUCACCCAGAGCUAUUACCGCAGCGCCCACGCGGCCAUCAUCGCCUACGACCUCACCCGGCAGUCCACAUUCGAGUCUGUUCCCCACUGGAUUCACGAGAUAGAGAAAUACGGAGCGGCAAACUUGGUCAUCAUGCUGAUCGGGAACAAAUGUGACAUGUGGGAAGAACGGCACGUUCUGUUCGAGGAUGCCUGCACACUGGCUGAAAAGUACGGCCUCCUGGCUGUUGUGGAGACAUCUGCCAAGGAGUCCAAGAACAUUGAUGAAGUUUUCUUGCUGAUGGCCAGGGAGCUAAUCGCGCGCAACAGCCUGCAAUUGUACGGGGAGGGCGCCCGGAGUAACCUCUGCCUGGAUUCUAGUCCCGUCCUCAUAGCCCAGGUUCCGAAGGAGAAGACCCAGUGCACCUGCUAAAUGUGUUCCCCAGGCUGGUCGCACCCUCCAGAGGCCACCUCUGAAACCACGGGCAGCCGGCUGGCCUCGCGUCUGCAGAGUAGACAGAUCUCAGACCCCCUUGGAGACUCGCUGCUAGUACUACCCCUUCUCGGCUGCAGAGGGCGCACUUUUGCCUCAAUUCACACCAGAGGUCCUAAUGCUGACUCAGGACAGGGACCACCACCGUUUUCCUUGACUAUUCUUAAGGCUUGGCGGCACGAGGGUAGGAGGGCAAGAUUUGCUAUUUUUCAUCGUUCCAUUUUCUUUCUGUCUUCCCACCCCUUCGGCUGUUUUCUGCUGAACCUUGUUUCUCGCUGGAAAAAGAGGGUAGCAAAGGAAAGAAGAAAAGAGGAUUAUCAAGAGAUGGAGAGGAUGUUUGGAACAUUCCGGAGCAGUUUAAGACAGCGUGAGCACGGGAGGAUGGGGAGAAAGCCUGCAGUGAUGAACCAGAUGCUGUUAAUUUUUCCUUCCUGACAUUCACACCUCGGGUCUUAGUUUGGGAAGCAAAGCCUUUUGACCCAAAGACCAUAAAUACUGUCUUGCCAAAUGGUCAGGAGCCAUGUAAUAGAGAGCUGGAUUUCACUUUAUCCUAGUUGGGCUGUUUUGAUCACCCUCCUAGGAUGUGGGAGAUGCCUACAAUUUUUUCUAAAACAGUUAUCUGCUGGAUCACCAUUUCUGAAUUGAAAUUAAAUUGGCUCCUAGAUGAAUAGCAAACCAAUAGUGACCUCGCUGGGUGGCCAGGGCGUGCUCUGUACCCUGUGAAACCUGUGAAUAAUAAACCUUGUUUUUUCAAA
Camelus dromedarius (Arabian camel) is the source of this 1639-nucleotide messenger RNA. RefSeq names its product RAB19, member RAS oncogene family (gene RAB19). Gene Ontology annotation, biological process: vesicle-mediated transport. NCBI's taxonomy places the organism in Eukaryota, Metazoa, Chordata, Mammalia, Artiodactyla, Camelidae. Gene Ontology annotation, molecular function: GTP binding; GTPase activity. The coding region runs from base 171 to 824 and encodes 217 amino acids. The record is from RefSeq and is a predicted model, not a curated record. Gene Ontology annotation, cellular component: Golgi cisterna; trans-Golgi network. The transcript is spliced from 4 exons.